Messenger RNA from Rhizophagus irregularis DAOM 181602=DAOM 197198, 536 nucleotides. NCBI's taxonomy places the organism in Eukaryota, Fungi, Glomeromycota, Glomeromycetes, Glomerales, Glomeraceae. The record is from RefSeq and is a predicted model, not a curated record.
CUUGUCUUGUAUUAUCGGCCUGUUUUCCCAUUAUUUGAAAUUCCAAGAUGUCAAGAAUUAUAUUUGUUACGGUUGGGUCAACAGGUUUUGACCAAAUUAUUAGUCUUGUUACAUCGACACCAUUUCUUCAGUUGUUAAUUUCUCAAGGAUUUGCAAAAUUAGUUGUUCAAUAUGGAAAAAGUCGGAAUUCUUUUAUUAAAAUGCAAAAUAAUUUCAUAAACGAAAUUGAAAUUAUUGGUUAUGAUUAUAAACCUUCAUUACGUGAAGAUAUGAAAAUUGCGGACCUUAUUAUUAGUCAUGCUGGAUCGGGUUCUAUCCUAGAAAUACUUCGUUUAUAUAAACCUUUAAUUGUAGUAGCGAAUGAAAAUUUAAUGGAUAAUCACCAAAUAGAACUUGCAAUCGAAUUACAAAGUAAAGGUUAUCUUGUAUAUAGCUCGAUAAGGUGUGUUAAAAUUUUUAGUUAAUGAAUUGUCGAAGGAUGUUUCUAAUUUUUAUUUUUUCGUUUAUAAACAUUAAGCAACUUAUUAGAGACUUUG